This is a messenger RNA of Anopheles cruzii, 969 nucleotides long. RefSeq lists its product as uncharacterized. Gene Ontology annotation, molecular function: nucleic acid binding. The transcript is spliced from 3 exons. The annotation marks the transcript as partial. Gene Ontology annotation, biological process: DNA integration. The record is from RefSeq and is a predicted model, not a curated record. NCBI's taxonomy places the organism in Eukaryota, Metazoa, Arthropoda, Insecta, Diptera, Culicidae.
AUGAAGGCGCAAAGUCCCCUGCUGGAAAUGAUCCCCGGGAACACGCGUAACGACAAGGCGCCGCUGCAAUGGACAACCGAGCGUUCGGCAGCGUUCUCCGCUUGCAAGGAGCAGCUAGCAAAUGCCGCCCUGCUCGCACACCCAGUAGCCUCGGCAGAGCUUUCGCUGUGGGUGGACGCGUCGGACACCGCGGCCGGUGCGGCCCUGCAUCAGGUGGUUGACGGCGGGCUCCAGCCGCUGGGAUUUUUCUCAAAGAAAUUCGACGCAACGCAGCGCCGGUACAGCACAUAUGACCAGGAGCUGACCGCGAAUCCCGACAAAGCGUCGCCACGCCAGGCACGCCAGCUGGACUAUAUUGGCCAGCACACCACAGACGUGCGACACGUCCAAGGAGCAGCCAACGUCACGGCGGACUUGCUCUCCCGGAUCAACGCGAUGGAGCCGGCACCGAUCAUCGACUUCGCCGCCCUCGCAAACGACCAGGAAAAGGACGAGGAGCUGGCCCGGAACAUAACGACGGACCAAGGGCGCCAAUUCGAGUCGAGGCUAUUCAACGAGCUCCUCAAAAUAGUGGGCGCGGCUCACCUGCGGACGACAGCCUACCACCCUCAGAGCAACGGGCUCAUCGAGCGCUGGCAUCGAACCUUGAAGGCAGCGAUCAUGUACCGCGACCCCCAACACUGGACUGAGCACCUGCCGAUGAUCCUGCUCGGGCUGCGGACGGCCUACAAGGACGGCUUAAAAGCGGCCCCCGCGGAGCUAGUGUAUGGGACCACCCUGACGAUCCCAUCGGAAUUUGUCGCGGAACCAACGAAUGCCUCCAGCGACCCCCCCUCCGAGUUCCUCAGCGAGCUCCGGAAGGCCAUGAAACGAGUACGGGCGCGCGACACGGACUGGCACGGCCGCCAACAAGUGUUCGUCCACGAGGACCUCGAGAACGCCAAGCGGGUGUUCGUGCGGGACGAUUCC